Molecule: messenger RNA, 717 nt
Organism: Ipomoea nil (Japanese morning glory)
Lineage: Eukaryota; Viridiplantae; Streptophyta; Magnoliopsida; Solanales; Convolvulaceae
Exons: 3
Coding region: 282-707 (141 amino acids)
Source: RefSeq, a predicted model, not a curated record
UGAAGGGGGUGCUUAAAAAUUGGAAUUGGGAAGUAUUUGGGAACAUCUUUGAAAAAAUUAAGGAGUUGGAGGAGAGUGUAAGAGUUUCUGAGGGGAAUUUGCAGUCUAAUCCCUCUGAUGAGAAUCUCACUUAGUACAAACUGGCUCAAGCUAAGCUACAGAGGCAGGUGAGAAUUGAGGAGGGAUUUUGGCAGCAGAAGUCCCACACACAAUGGGUGGUGGAGGGUGAAAGAAACUCCAAAUACUUCCAUGGUUUAGUUAACGAAAGAAGGGUUAGACAGAUGAUUCACAAGGUGAAAAAUGAUGAGGGAGAGUGGGUUGAAAAUCAGAACCAAAUAGCAGAACUGGCUGUGGAUUUCUUCCACAGGUUCUAUUCUGCGGAACCUAUAGAGAGAGAUCUAUCUAUCAUUGAUUGUUUGCAUGCAGGUGUUACUGAAGCUGAGAAUCAGAUGCUGGUAGCAGAGCCAUCACAGGAGGAGAUCAGGGCCAGGGUAUUUAGCAUGAACCCCAAUAGUGCAGCUGGCCCUGAUGGUUUUGGAGGAGACUUUUAUCAAAUCUGUUGGGGAAUAAUCAAGCAAGACUUAAGCAACCUGACUGGCAGGUGUGUUGAGAAUGGAGCCUUGGAUGUAAGGAAGGUGGGCAUUCAGGAUCAGACUGUAGGUCAAGGAAUUUACUUGGUACAAGAUAGGAAAGACAAGGCAAUAUGAGAGCCUACUG